AUGCCUGUGAUGAAGGGAUUAUUAGCGCCGCAGAACACGUUUCUGGACACUAUAGCCACACGGUUUGACGGCACUCACAGCAACUUCAUCCUGGCCAAUGCUCAGGUGUCCCAGGGCUUCCCCAUCGUCUACUGCUCCGAUGGCUUCUGUGAGCUCACAGGCUUCUCGCGGGCCGAGGUCAUGCAGAAGAGCUGCGCCUGCAAGUUCCUGUACGGGCCGGAGACCAGCGAUGGCAUCAUCCUCAGCAUCAACGAUGCCCUGGAGGAGCGCAAGGAGUUCAAGGAUGAGAUCAUGUUCUAUAAGAAGACGGCGGUGCUGUUCUGGUGCCUGCUGGACAUCGUGCCCAUUAAGAACGAAAAGGGAGACGUGGUGCUCUUUCUGGCCUCCUUUAAAGACAUCACCGACACUAAAGCCAAAGCCAUCCAUGAUGACAAGAGAGAAGAGCGCCGGCGAGGCAGGGUGAAAACAGGCUCUCCGUUUAGCUCAGCUCGUCUGCGGAGCAGCACCAUCCUCUACCACAUCUCUGGUCACCUCCACAGCAGGGAGAAGAAGAGCAAGAUUAAACUCAACAAGAACGUGUUCGGGGACCCUCCUGCUCUGCCAGAGUACAAGGUCGCAGACGCCAAGAAGUCCAAGUUCAUCCUCCUUCACUUCAGCACGUUCAAGGCCGGCUGGGAUUGGCUGAUUCUGCUCGCUACAUUUUAUGUCGCUGUGACGGUACCUUACAACGUGUGUUUCAUCGGCGAUGAUGACAUGACCCGCAGCACCACUGCCAGUGACAUCGUCGUAGAGCUACUGUUUAUCAUAGACAUUGUACUGAGCUUCCGGACCACCUACGUCAGCAAGUCGGGCCAGGUGAUUUUUGACGCUCGCCUUAUCUGCAUCCAUUACUUGACGACGUGGUUCAUCAUCGACCUGGUGGCUGCAUUACCAUUCGACCUUCUGUAUGCCUUCAAAGUCAGCGUGGUGUCUGUUGUCCACCUGCUGAAAACAGUGCGGCUGCUGCGUCUUCUCCGGCUGCUCCAGAAGUUGGACCGCUACUCGCAGCACAGCACGGUGGUCCUGACCCUGCUCAUGUUCGUGUUCGCCCUGGUGGCCCACUGGAUGGCCUGCAUCUGGUAUAUCAUCGGCAAGAUGGAGAUAGAGGCCAACGCCUACUCCUGGGAAAUCGGAUGGCUCCAUGAGCUUGGGAGGCGCCUGGAGUCGCCCUACAGCGCCAUGGGUGGUGUGAACGGGACGGGCACCGGUCCCUCCAUCCGCAGCGUCUACAUCGCCUCGCUCUACUUCACCCUGAGCAGCCUGACCAGCGUAGGCUUUGGCAACGUGUCGGCCAACACCGAUGCUGAGAAGAUCUUUUCUAUCUGCACCAUGCUUAUAGGAGCGCUGAUGCAUGCAUUGGUCUUUGGUAACGUCACAGCCAUCAUUCAGCGGAUGUACUCUCGCUGGUCCCAGUAUCACACCAGAACCAAAGACCUAAAGGACUUCAUACGUGUCCAUCGUCUGCCGCAGAUCCUCAAGCAGCGUAUGCUGGAAUAUUUCCAGACCACCUGGUCGGUCAACAACGGCAUUGAUUCCAAUGAGCUCCUGAAGGACUUCCCUGAUGAGCUGCGCUCCGACAUCACCAUGCACCUCAACAAGGAGAUCCUGGAGCUUUCGCUGUUCUCCUCAGCCAGCCGUGGCUGCCUGCGUUCCCUGUCACUGCACAUCAAGACGUCCUUCUGUGCCCCGGGGGAGUACCUCCUCCGACAGGGUGACGCGCUCCAGGCCAUCUUCUUCGUCUGCUCGGGGUCUAUGGAGGUGCUGAAAGACAACACGGUGCUGGCCAUACUGGGUAAGGGUGACCUGAUCGGUGCUAACUUAUCCAUCGACGACCGGGUGAUUAAGACCAACGCGGAUGUGAAGGCGCUGACCUACUGCGACCUGCAGUGCAUCAACCUGAAGGGGCUGUACGAGGUGCUGGACCUCUACCCUGAAUACUCGCACCGCUUCGUCCAGGACAUCCAGCAGGAUCUCACCUACAACCUUAGGGAGGGACAUGAGACACACGUCAAGUCCAGGAUGUCCUCAGCAACCCUAGCUACUCAGUCAGGGGUGAGGGGGAAUGGACGAGUGAUCCAAGGCUAUCCAUCCAUCAUCGAGAGGAAGACGCAACAGGAGGAGGAGGAGGAAGAUGAAGACGAGGAGGAAGAAGACGAGGCUGUGUCUUUGUCUCCAUCAUUAGAGCAGAACAGCGUGGUUUACCUCAGGGAUGGCACCGGUGGUAAGUCUCCACCUGGCCUGCCCAGCCAGAAGAGUAAAAACACAGGCCCAAGCUUCACUCGGUCCCGGGCAAAGACGAAGAUCCAGCAGAUGACUCUCACCACCCUUGACCCUUCCAACCUCAGCCUGAGGAUAGUGGACGGUACUGAGGACAGUGAGGGGACAGAAAGCUCCCCGGCUUUCUCUUUUUCUCCCAACCGAGGGUGUCCCGUCAGCGGACCAAUCAGUGCCUCAGCUUCAGCCACAGAUAUGCUGCAGAUUAAUACAGCAGAGUUAGCAGCUAAAGUAGAGGAGACCAGGGGACAGCUACGACACCUUGAUCAGCAGAUGAGCACCCUGGGGAAGGACAUGGCUGAACUUGGUCAAGUCAUGAAGAGAAUGGCCCAGCUCAUGGAGACCCUCGUGCCCCAACCUUCAGUGGUCUGCCCAACACUUUGCUCUCCUGGACUCCCUGUAUACCUGUCCCAUCCCAGCCCCCCUCAGUCCUAUUCCUCCCCCUGUUCCCCUCAGAUUGCCCCCAUCUGGACAGACACUCCCCUCUCAUCGCCCUCCCCCAACACUGUUCCUCCUCCUUCCCUCACACUCCUUCAGCAGCAUGCUGGGAUGCACCACGUGGACCCUGCCUUGCACAGUCUGGAGGACUCUCCACCACCACCACAGGAAGGCAGAGAGCAGGGCGUCCUCAGCGCUGGUCAGAGCUUUGGGUGUCUCCCUCAACCGGAGCCAGGUGGGACCUACCAUCACCAACCCAGGGAUUUGUAG
Molecule: messenger RNA, 3021 nt
Organism: Myripristis murdjan (pinecone soldierfish)
Lineage: Eukaryota; Metazoa; Chordata; Actinopteri; Holocentriformes; Holocentridae
Gene: kcnh8
Product: potassium voltage-gated channel, subfamily H (eag-related), member 8
Exons: 16
Coding region: 1-3021 (1006 amino acids)
Biological process (GO): potassium ion transmembrane transport; regulation of membrane potential
Cellular component (GO): plasma membrane
Molecular function (GO): voltage-gated potassium channel activity
Source: RefSeq, a predicted model, not a curated record